UUGAAGUUUGUAAGGGAGGAAUAGUGACUGGAUGGAGAAAGAUAACUGAUAAUGUACUCAGUAAAGCAGAAACAAAUGGAACCCUGGCUUUAUAUUAUGUAGAUCGCAAAGGCAAGUAUAUGUGUAUAAACUGUUAUAACGGGAUUGUAGUGAAUGGAAGUGAUAUUUUUAAAAAUCAUGCAUUAGAAUGGGAAAGAGGAUUAAAAAAACAUAGAAAGAAUGGCAAUCUUUCUAUAUCUGAAAGUAUUACAUUAAUAGCUAAUUUUAUUUUUCAGAGAAACAUUGUAGAAGGGAAUCAACCUUUCGUUGAAUUUUUACAACUUAGGUAUAUUAUUAAAGAGAAAGAUAAACAGCUAAUAUUAUUUUUCGAUGAAAUUGAAGCUGGAGCCAAUGUGGAAAAAAAGAGCGAUGACGAAAAAAAAGAACUUAAUCAAUCCCUAGCAUAUCAAUUGGAAGGUGAAAAGUUUACUUGGGUAGAUGGUGUGGAAAUAGAAAACAAGGAUCAUUGGCUAAGUAUUUUUUUUAAUUCUAUUUAUAAUACCACAAAUCCGGUUGAAAGAAGUGAUGAGUACUUAAAAAAGCUAGACAAACGUCUAGCUUUUGAGUGUUAUCUUAUUUGUGGAACAUCUCACAAAGCAAUUGAUGUAUUUGUGAAUGCUGGAAUUACGAUUACAUCUCGUCAUAUGGAUCGAAAAAAAGCUGAUAUUGCAGAAUUACAUGAUGAUCAAGUGGACAAAAUUCUAUUUGAUACAAGGUUAGAAGCACUAUCUUUACAUUCGUACGAUGACCGAAUCAAGGCUCGGGAAGAAGAACGUAAAAUGAAGGACUCCAAUAUAAAAAAGGCUAUAGAAACCUUUAAGGAAGUUUUUGUUACUAAACAAAAUGAUGUCAAUUCUAAUAAAGAUCGCGUUCAACUAAACAUUUCUUCUUUAAUCACACGACUAACAAAACAGGACAUCAAGGAUCUUGUAGAAGGUGAUCAAGAAUCUAAAGGUCAAAAGAAGACAAAAGAUACUGAUAUAAAAAAUUUGUCUUCAGAAGAUGAUAUCCUUACACAGUUGGAAAAGGAUAGAAGC
Messenger RNA from Racocetra persica, 1076 nucleotides. The record is from the annotation of a GenBank genome assembly. Lineage: Eukaryota; Fungi; Glomeromycota; Glomeromycetes; Diversisporales; Gigasporaceae.